CAGCACGCAGGCCGGAGAGCCAACCUAAGCAGGCCCGCUAAAAACGAGCAUGCCCGGUUGAAGUUGUGUGGCAGGAUUGGUGCAAGAGGAAGCCUCGCCUCCCCGGGCGCUCCCUUGCAGCAGGAGAGGCGGCGCUGCGCCUUUAAGGAGGAGGGUGCCUGCCUGCCUGCCAGGCGGGGGGUGGCUGCUUUCCAACCCGGCUCCGGGCCUGAUCUGCCGCCUCCCGUGGGCAGGCUCGCCCGGUGGCUUCUCGGGAGCAGCGUCCGGCCGCCGGCGAUGCACGGGCUGGGGCCUCCGUGCGCCCUGGCCGCGCUUUUCCCACCGGGGCUGCUCCGGGCGGUGGCCAGAAGCGAAGCAUUGCGGGAAGCCAGCAGCAGCCGCCGCCGCCGCCUCCGGGCUACCGUGUGGCUCCUGCGUGGCCAGGUGCAGCCUGCCGCGGUGUCCUGGCAAGGUCCGCACCGAGAGUGCAGGCAGCUCCUCCUACUGGUUCCCCUCCGGCGGCCAGAAGGGCCGGGCCAGUUGCGCACCGAGGCCGCCCUGCGAGCCACCGGGACCGGCAUGCCCGGUGGGGUCGGCAGCGGGAGCCACCCCGGAUCGCAGAAGGACGCCAGCAGUUCCCCUGGCAAUGAGGUUCCGGAUCCCAGCAAGGAGAAUGGAAAGAAGCCAAACAAAUCCCAGCAGCUGAAGAAAGUUUUUAAGGAAUAUGGAGCGGUAGCAGUUGGGUUUCACGUUGGAAUUUCCUUGAUGUCUCUGGGAAUGUUCUACUUGGCUGUGACAAGUGGAGUGGAUAUGACUGCGCUGCUUUUCAAGCUGGGCUUUGAUGAAGCUCUUGUACAAUCCAAGUUGGCUGCUGGGACAAGCACUUUUGUACUGGCCUACGCUAUCCACAAACUGUUUGCUCCGGUCCGAAUCAGCAUCACCUUAGUUUCAGUGCCAUUCCUGGUCAGAUAUUUUCGGAGGACGGGCCUCUUCAAACCUCCAACCCCAAAUCCUUGAUUAAAUCCUCAGAGAACAGA
Molecule: messenger RNA, 1016 nt
Organism: Sphaerodactylus townsendi
Lineage: Eukaryota; Metazoa; Chordata; Lepidosauria; Squamata; Sphaerodactylidae
Gene: MIMS2
Product: family with sequence similarity 210 member B
Exons: 3
Coding region: 277-996 (239 amino acids)
Cellular component (GO): mitochondrion
Source: RefSeq, a predicted model, not a curated record